Messenger RNA from Corapipo altera (White-ruffed manakin), 1554 nucleotides. It is a transcript of the gene LRRC2, whose product is annotated as leucine rich repeat containing 2. The transcript has 8 exons. Gene Ontology annotation, molecular function: protein binding. Lineage: Eukaryota; Metazoa; Chordata; Aves; Passeriformes; Pipridae. Bases 125 to 877 code for a protein of 250 amino acids. The record is from RefSeq and is a predicted model, not a curated record.
UGGCCAUGAGCUGUGCUACUGCUAUUAACAACCUCAGUGUCCCAAACUGAAUAACCACAGAGAACCCCCAGGAGCUCUGGACACUCGUGUUCUUUAGUAGUAGGAGCAGCUUAAUGUCGACAGUAUGGGGCAUCAGGUGAUAAUAUUUGACUUUUCUGUCAUAAGAGGACUGUGGGAAACUCGAGUUAAGAAGAACAAAGAACGUCAGAGGAAGGAGAAAGAAAGAUUAGAAAAAAGUGCAUUGGAGAGGAUAAAACAGGAAUGGACUUUGAUACUAGAGUGCCGUAAGAAAGGUAUUCCUCAAUCAAAAUACCUCAAAAAUGGCUUUGUAGACACCAGUGAGAAGAACCUGGACACUUCUGGAAAGAAUCCUCAGCUCCAGAAAAGACAUGCUUUGUCGGAUGAAGUGAAUAAGGAAAGAAACAAGUUUAUUUUCCAGCUUUCUGGAGAGCAAUGGACGGAGCUCCCAGAUUCUCUGAAAGAACAGACUUAUCUGAAAGAAUGGCACGUGAACAAUACAUUGAUACAAACCAUUCCAGCCUACAUUGCAUUAUUUCAGGAUCUGAGAGUACUGGAAUUGUCAAAAAAUCAAAUCCACCAUCUCCCAGCGGAGAUUGGUAAGUCACCUCAAAUCUUCAAUGGCAACCUCUCCUAUCAUGUGUCUCAAGUGAAUGGAACAGAAGUGUCUAGAUUUGUGAGUCUCAAGAAUAGUCCUGUUGAAACUAUUGUAUGUGAAGACACUGAAGAAAUUAUAGAAACGGAACGCGAACGUGAGCAAGUUGAGAAAGAGUUUAUGAAGGCAUACAUUGAAGACCUAAAGGAAAGGGAGUCUACUCCUUCCUACACUACGAAAGUAUUGCUCAGUCUUCAGCUCUGAAGAUCAAAAACCUCUAAAUCUCUAGUAGAUGUCUGAAUAACUCUCUUUUUAUCCACCUGAAUAAUAAAUACUGGAAAAUAUAAAUGGCCAGAAUCACAUAAAAAUCAUAACAAAUUAUUUAUUUAUUACUGUAGUUGUUACCACUAACUACAGAUAAAAUCAAAGGGCAGUAGAGCCUUCACAAGAUGCUGUUUCACAUUUUAAGUCAACAUAUUUAUUUUCAAGUUCAACAGCAGCAGUCACUAAUUUGCAUAUAGACCUGCUGAAAGUAAGUAUUCACUCUGAUAAAAUACAAACAGGCAUAGUUGAAUGAUGAAGACAUUCUGUGUUACAGUUGAAACAUUGCAACAUAAAACACGAUCUUAUAAAGAGAAUUGAUUUUAUAAAAGGGGAUAGACUAAUUUAGAAAAUGAAUGUGACCUGUUGGUUUUUUAAGACCAAAUAACACAUUUAGUUAUUUACAAUAUUCGAAGCGAGAACACACCCAUAGUUAUUUGCAUUUACUUUCUGUUCUGCAAGAAAAUUGUCCUUCUUUUUUAAAAAGUUCACUUUUUAAAGUUUCAACAACUUUUUGCAUAGAAGGUUAUAGCAGUUUUCCUGUUUUUUUUGUUUUUUUUUUUUUUUUUCCAGCAUAUUGUAAGAUUUUACUUGUUUGCAAAUUCAAGUACCAAUGUAAU